AACCUAUUAAUUUUGACAGAUGUCAAUAUCAGUAAUAGUCCACCUUUAUCAAAUACUCAAGAAUCACAUGGCGAUCAUAUUGAAUCAAAUAUUCAUAAUAAUGAAACAAUAAUACCUGCAUCACCAACAAAUAAUAAUAAUAAUAAUAUUAAAACUAAUGAAAAAUAUUCAACUAAUACAAUACCUUCAAGUGAAUCUCGUCCAGAAAUAAAAGAAAUACCAUCUGAUUUAAAUCAACCACAACGAAAACGUCGUAAAAAUAUUCCAUCAUCAAAAAUAUCUCGAUCAUCAAUACCAUCAUCAUUAUC
This is a messenger RNA of Didymodactylos carnosus, 308 nucleotides long. Lineage: Eukaryota; Metazoa; Rotifera; Eurotatoria; Philodinida; Philodinidae. The record is from the annotation of a GenBank genome assembly.